GGUCACAAUGUUACCGUUUUCGCCACUGACCAUGAUGACGUCCAAGGCCAACGUUCUCCUCCUUCGCGAACCUAUGCCGUCCUCCGACAGUGGACAGGACCGGUAUGAAGCCAUCUUUACUGCAGCAAACUACACGCCUUUCUCGAUUCCAGUACUCGAGACCGUGCUCACGAAUAUCAAUGAACUCGCAUCAGUAACGGCGCAGGGCAAUUUCGAUGGAGUUGUCAUGACCAGCGCACGUUCAUGCGAGGCCUGGUACAAGGCGAAUGGUGCAGCCAAGAACGAAUGUCCGUUCUAUGUUGUCGGGAAGGCUACAGCCUCGACACUGCGUUGUACUAUUCACAACGUCGAUAUCCGUGGAGAAUUCUCAGGGACAGCAGAGCAACUCGCCAAUGAAAACAUACAGACGAUAUGGUUGUAGGAUGCGUCAUUGAGAGAACACGCCUUUUCAAAGAUAAUGCAUAGAAUCUCCACGGGGAGUCGACGAAUGACCAGAAGAGAUUUGUGGAAGAGAGGACAUUGGCUGAUGCGGUGCUUAGUCGCAACUAGAGUGCACAACGCGCGCUUGAGCCGCGAGAUCUCGAAAUCAGACCUUUUUCGGUCUGCACAUUAGGCAACACAUGCCUGCUCUUGGCCUUCUCGGCCUUGACCUCGGCUGACUAGUUCUUUCUCUUAUUUUCUCUCCUCUUGUGCAUACUGGAAUACUAUAGAAAAUUGUAGAAUAUUAAUGACUUGAACUAUCUAUAGUAUAUAAAACCGUACUUUCCAUGGUAAAGAAGAUAAUUCAAUCAAUUUACUGCUUUCAAC
Molecule: messenger RNA, 807 nt
Organism: Guyanagaster necrorhizus
Lineage: Eukaryota; Fungi; Basidiomycota; Agaricomycetes; Agaricales; Physalacriaceae
Exons: 2
Coding region: 35-421 (128 amino acids)
Biological process (GO): uroporphyrinogen III biosynthetic process
Cellular component (GO): cytosol
Molecular function (GO): uroporphyrinogen-III synthase activity
Source: RefSeq, a predicted model, not a curated record